AUGAGCACUGCUCCAAGAGAGAGGCAGUUUGUAAUUGCAUUUUGUAGCUCGGAGAGGAAGAAGCCAUUCUUUGAAAAGCUGCAGCGAUAUGUAGAAGAGAAGGAAAGUUUGGAGAGAGAAGGCGAUGACGACGCUCAUGUCACCUUUUCGUUUGUUUGGAUGCAAUACGACCCGGAGAGAAACAAUUUCUCGACUGGAACGGAAAACGACGCGGAUUUGGUGCUGCACAAAGUGAGCACGCUGCCUCCCAAGGCCGUGGGUGCCCUCUGUCGGUGGUGUGCUGCAGCCUCGCGAAGACGUCGUCGUAAACGUAUGCCACCUGUCAUUAUUAUUGAUCCGGUGGAGUUGACACGCCUCGUUCUGCAGAGGUCGCUGCUUUACAAGAUGUUGGACGGUCGUUUGAAGCGGCCAUUGUGUCCAGUUCCUCACUCUUGGCUGUGGAUACGAGACAGUGCAUCGUUGACCCCGCUCGGGUUGUCUUCGUUUGUAUUGAGCGACGAGGAAGACACCGAAGUUAUGGGUGCAAGCCAAAGUUCACGUGAGACAUGGUGGAUAGUGAAGUCGGACAUCAGCACCGGCCCGUCCUUCACGCACCAGAUGGUCAUAUGGAAGGGUUGCAGGCCCGAGAAAUCCCUGCCGGAGGAGGUGCUCUCACUGCUUUCAUCCUGCGUCAACAGUUUUGUUCUGCAGGAAUUCUUUUUGCAUGCUAUUUCAGUUGUCAUCAAAGUUUACUGCAUUGGCACUGACGUUUUUGUGAAGGCUGUCCCAACAGCGCCGUUGCUGCGAUGUGUCUUGUCGAAGAUGGGUGGUCCUGUUUUUGUGGAUUCUCAAGAAAAAUUCCCCAUUGAUGCUGGCUGGGUAAAGGAGGAGGCGCGCUGGAGGAAUUACCUUGCAGUGGGCGGAAGAGCCUACACUCAGUGCAGUCAAAUUGCUGAGCAGUUGGUGCGGGAGUUGGGGUUGACGCUAUUUGGCUUUGACCUGCUGUUGGUCCCAAAAAAAGUCUCUGGACAGUGUGAUACGCCGCUGGGGGCGUCAUUGCGCGAUGCACCUUUAUUUGAUGAAGUCACCGGCGCCCCCUCGGCGCUGCUUUGUUCCGCCACACCAGUAAUUGUGGAUGUAAACUACUUCCCGGGUUUCUCCGGAGUGGAAAACGUCGCUGAGCAUGUGUUGGAUUUCAUUAAGUCAAAGGCACUGGGUACUCCCGUCUCGAAAAGAUCCUCAACUGAGGGAAAACUGUUUAACGGCAACUUCUGCUGCUAA
Messenger RNA from Trypanosoma cruzi, 1260 nucleotides. RefSeq lists its product as uncharacterized. The transcript has a single exon. Gene Ontology annotation, cellular component: cytoplasm. The record is from RefSeq and is a predicted model, not a curated record. Gene Ontology annotation, molecular function: magnesium ion binding; inositol-1,3,4-trisphosphate 6-kinase activity; inositol-1,3,4-trisphosphate 5-kinase activity. Bases 1 to 1260 code for a protein of 419 amino acids. Gene Ontology annotation, biological process: inositol trisphosphate metabolic process. Lineage: Eukaryota; Euglenozoa; Kinetoplastea; Trypanosomatida; Trypanosomatidae.